AUGGAACUUGCUUGUUUGAGUAACCUAAUCAUGACACCAGAUUUUGAUGAACUUCCUAAUCUUGAAAGAUUCAUUCUUCGUGGAUGUCGGUGUUUAAAAGAGAUUCAUCCGUCGAUUGGACGGUUGAAAAGGCUUGUUUUCCUGUCUAUAGAAUUUUGUGCUGGUCUUAAGAUAUUUCCUCCCAUUACACAACUAAAGAAACUCGAGACCUUUUCCUUAUCGCAUUGCCCAAAACUUUUUAAGCUCUCAUGGAUCGAAAGGAACUUGAACAGUGUACCAUUUCUUCAUUUGAAUAAUAGUGGGAAAGGAGUAGCAUCUUCUAAGAAAACUUCAUCAAACAUUUUUGCUACUUGUUGGGCGUGUGGUGACACAGAAGUUAAAAAACCACAAGAGAACCUCAGUGAUGUAGAAGAAUGUUAUUUAGAGGAGGCUUGUUUACAUCACAACAGCAUGAACCACCAUACUCUAUUAAGGUUUUUUCCCAAAUCCUUAAGAAAGUUAAAUCUCAGGUACUGUAAUUUGGGAGAUAUAGGCAUUGGUUCUGCUGUUUGGGAGUUACCCAACUUGGAAGAACUCAUUCUAAAAGAAAAUGAAUAUUCGCAUUUAAAUUUUAGUCUCUUGCAACUUCCUCGGCUAAAAUGGCUCGAUGUAUCACGCUGCACAAAACUUGUAGAAUUGUCAGAACUGCCAUCAAGUAUAGUUGUUGUUAUAGCAGAUGGUUGUGACUCACUUGAAAGCAUUGGAGAUAUUUCAAACUGUAAAUGGUUGCGGAAAGUCUCACUUCUGGGGGUGAAAAAUCUUCGGCCAUGGGUUGGUGACAUAUUAGUACGCUCUAUGCUCCAGGGUAAUGCUGUUGAAGAUCAUUUUAUCAGUGUCGCUCUCGAACAUCAGAUGAUUCCAAAGGGGUUGAUAGGUAGGCUUCAUAGGUUGAAAACGUUUAAACUCCCUCUUCCACAUGAUUGGCGCAAUGACUUUUGUGGAUUUUUGAUAUGCAUUAUCACCAACACAAGACAUCCGAUCAUAAAUAUAAUCAUCAAGCGAGAGGCGGAUGAGGAUUCUCGAUCUGAGCUUUGGCAGGAAUCUAAUGAAGCACCAGAUUCUAAAUAUGGUAAAAGUGUGUCACUCGUAGGAUAUGUUUCCUUCAGUUCAUUGAGUCGAACAGGAUACUUGAAUUCAACAUACAAUAUGAUUUCUUUUUCCAUCUACGGAAAGAAUUGGAGUGGGCCGGAAGCUAAUAGUUAUGUUGGAGCUGAACUCGUUCCUAGGAAAAGUAAAGGUGAUGAUCAGGUGCAAACAACAGACUGGUCAGAGUUUUGGGACAAGGACCAUGAACAUGGAAAUACAUUUACAAUCCACCGUGAAGCACAUUCUUCUAUCAAGAUCUUAUGGCAACCUUACUACUGCACACAGCCCCAUAGCAAGCAUAGGACAUGCUACAGUGCUUGUCAACAGCAAGUAGUUGUGAAAGUGGACAUAUAUAGCUAUGAAGACAUAGAGAAGGCUAUGUUGGAAGUUAUCCACCUUUCAGGGGUGGAGUCCGUAUCACUCAUGAAAGACACGAUGGACGUGGAAUUGGCAGUGAUUGGAGAUGUUGAUCCAGCUGAUAUCGUCGUAAGACUUAGAAAGUGUUGCUACGCAGAGAUAGUGACCACUGGACCAGCUAAAGGUUGGUAGAAGCUUAAUGGGGGUUCAAUACUUUGUUCAAAGUGUAUAAGAGCAUCCAAAUGGUUGUGUAGAUGUAUUAAUUAGUACAUGUAUAUUGGAGUACUUUUCAAAAUCUCACGAGGGAAAUGGGCAAUGUACAAGAAAAGAUGCAGUAGGUACAUGUGUAUAGGGUUGGCUUUGGAUUGAUGAUACCAAUACAUAUUGAUGUAACAACACCCACUUAGUUAUCUUUCAGAUAUAUGCAUGUGUUGUGCAUGCUUUGUUAGUUUCAGUUUGUCAUUUUUAUAUUUAUACAUUAUUUGCUUUUUCAGUUUAGCUUUUGAUCAUUUCCUGUUUAGUAGUAGACACAAGUUAGUGG
This is a messenger RNA of Lactuca virosa, 2023 nucleotides long. NCBI's taxonomy places the organism in Eukaryota, Viridiplantae, Streptophyta, Magnoliopsida, Asterales, Asteraceae. The record is from the annotation of a GenBank genome assembly.